AUUGUGUUGAUAGAAAGUCAUCUUACAUCUUCGCUUGUUUCCAUUCAAUUGCACCUACACAAGUAUUCAACUAUGAGCGGUCAACAGUUGUUCUUAACCGGCGCCAGUGGCUAUCUCGGCGGGGUACUUGUCGAACUGGCCAUUGCAGACGGCUACAAAGUCCACGCCCUAUCACGCAGUGAGGAAAGCGACUCGAAGUUGCGAGAUCUUGGUGUUGAACCGAUCCGAGGAGAUCUCACCUCAAUCGACGUGCUGAGAAGUGAGAGCAAGCAAGCCGACGUCGUUAUCAACCUAGCCACUGCCUAUGUCUUUGGCCAAGGGAAGUACGAGGACGCUUUGCCUAUCGACAACGCCGCCAUUGAUGCUAUCUGCGACGGUCUGGAAGGUUCAAACAAGCCUCUCAUCACUACUUCGGGCACCUUGUCGGCACAGGCCGAUCCCAAUGGCAACGAAACCAAUGAGGAUGCACCGCCAGAACCAAGCCAUCUCAAUGUGCGCAUCCAGGCCGAACAACACGCGCUGGCUCAAGUGAAGAAGCGAGGUGUCAAAGUGAUGGCAGUACGUGUGGCACCAUACACUUACGGCCGAGGCGGCAGCGGCGUAGCGCGUUUCAUGGGAAUGGCGCUGAAGAUGGGCGGCCUUCCGACUGUCAAUGGAGGCAAGAAUCGUACCACCUGUACACACGUGGAUGAUGCUGCGCGCCUGUUCCUGUUGGCUGCCAAGAAGGGUGAAGCGGGAGACCUAUUCAACGCCGGCUCUCAAACAGACAUCACUGUGGGAGCCAUCUUUACCGCAAUCAACCAUUCCGUUAACGUACCAGACAAAGAUAUUAGUUACGAGGAAGCUCUGGCUGGGUUUGGUGAGAACAUUGCUUGGUUCCUUCAGGCAGAGAAUCGUGCAUCAGGUGCGAAGGCAGAGAGUAAGCUGGGCUGGAAGCCGUUAGGAAAGCCUAUUAUAGAGGAAAUUAAGAGGGGAUCACUCUAA
Messenger RNA from Dothidotthia symphoricarpi CBS 119687, 984 nucleotides. RefSeq names its product oxidoreductase domain-containing protein. Lineage: Eukaryota; Fungi; Ascomycota; Dothideomycetes; Pleosporales; Dothidotthiaceae. Bases 73 to 984 code for a protein of 303 amino acids. The record is from RefSeq and is a predicted model, not a curated record. The transcript is spliced from 2 exons.